CUCAGCCAGACAGAGCCCGACGCUCUCCGCCCGAUCCAAACCAACACCCUCAACUUCCAUACCCCGUCGCUGAAGGACAGCAUCAUGGACACGUUGAUGCUUCAGAGAGACGAGGCCACGCGCGAUCGCGUGCGCCAGGCCUUGGAGUUCCUCGAUCCCCAUGAUCAACAUGCGCGGAGCUACAGGCCAGACAUCAUUUUGAUGCUACAAAAGAACCAACGCAGACUUGUCGUUAACAUCGACCAUGUCCGCGACCACAAUGCCGAAAUGGCCGAGGGCCUGCUCUACAACCCCUUCGACUGGACCCUGGCCUUCGAUCACGCGCUCAAGGAGAUUGUCAAGACAAUACCCCAGGCACGACCCGACCAGGUGGACCCCGACGUCCUGUACUACUGCGCCUGGGCCGGCAGCUUUGGCCUCAAUGCCUGCAAUCCGCGGACGCUGUCUUCGCAGCACCUCAACAGCAUGGUCUCGAUUGAGGGCAUCGUCACGCGCUGCUCGCUGAUCCGGCCCAAGAUUGUCAAGAGCGUACACUAUGCCGAGGCUACCCAGAAGUGGCACUUCAAGGAGUACCGCGACCAGACCAUGACCAAGGGCGUGACCACGACCAGCGUGUACCCCACCGAGGACCCAGAAGGCAACCCCCUAAUGACCGAGUACGGCUUGUGCACGUACCGGGACCACCAGACCAUCUCGAUCCAGGAGAUGCCCGAGCGGGCGCCUGCCGGCCAGCUGCCCCGAGGUGUCGACGUGAUCCUCGACGACGACCUCGUCGACCGGGUCAAGCCCGGCGACCGUGUCCAGCUGGUGGGCAUCUACCGGACCCUGGGUAACAGGAAUACGAACCACAACAGCGCCGUCUUCAAGACGGUUCUCCUGGCCAACAACGUCGUGCUGCUCUCUACCAAGUCGGGCGGCGGCGUCGCGACGGCCACCAUCACCGAUACCGACAUCAGGAAUAUCAACAAGAUCGCCAAGAAGCCCAAGCUGUUCGACCUGCUGUCCCAGUCCCUUGCCCCCAGCAUCUAUGGGCACGAGUACAUCAAGAAGGCCAUCCUCCUGAUGCUCCUCGGAGGCAUGGAGAAGAACCUGGAGAACGGCACCCAUCUGAGGGGCGACAUCAAUAUCCUCAUGGUCGGCGACCCCUCGACCGCCAAGUCCCAGCUGCUUCGCUUCGUCCUCAACACCGCCCCGCUGGCCAUCGCAACCACCGGUCGCGGCUCUUCGGGCGUCGGUCUCACCGCGGCCGUGACUACCGACAAGGAGACGGGCGAGCGGCGGCUCGAGGCCGGCGCCAUGGUCAUGGCUGACCGUGGCGUCGUGUGCAUCGACGAGUUCGACAAGAUGUCGGAUAUUGACCGGGUGGCCAUCCACGAAGUCAUGGAGCAGCAGACGGUCACCAUCGCCAAGGCCGGCAUUCACACCUCUCUGAACGCUCGCUGCAGCGUCAUCGCGGCAGCCAACCCCAUCUUCGGCCAGUACGACACCCACAAGGACCCGCACAAGAACAUCGCCCUCCCCGACUCCCUGCUGUCCCGUUUCGACCUUCUCUUCGUCGUCACGGACGACAUCGAGGACACAAGGGACCGGCAGGUCUCGGAACACGUCCUGCGCAUGCACAGGUACCGGCAACCAGGCACGGAAGAGGGCGAGCCGGUACGGGAGAACUCGGGCCAGGCGCUGAAUGUGGCGCUCAACAACCAAGCCGAUUCGCAGCGGCCGACAGAGGUGUACGAGAAGUACGACGCGAUGCUGCACGCGGGUGUCAAGGGGACAGGACGGGGUGCCAACAAGAAGCCCGAGGUCCUGAGCAUCCCCUUCAUGAAGAAGUACAUCCAAUACGCAAAGACGCGCAUCAAGCCGGUCCUGACGCAGGAGGCGGCCGACCGCAUCGCCGACAUCUACGUCGGCCUCCGCAACGACGACAUGGAGAGCAACCAGCGCAAGACCAGCCCGAUGACGGUGCGUACGCUCGAGACCCUCAUCCGUCUCGCCACCGCGCACGCCAAGUCCCGGCUGUCGAACCGCGUCGAGGAGCAAGACGCCGCCGCGGCCGAGUCCAUCCUCCGCUUCGCGCUCUUCAAGGAAGUCGUUGAAGACGAAUCCCGCAGGAAACGGCGUAAGACACGCCCUCUCGAAGACGAAGACGACUCCAGCUCCUCCUCCGACGACGGCAAUUCCGACUCGGACGGCGACGAACCGAACGGCACCGCCCGUGGCAGCACCGCGCGCUCCACACGUACCUCCCAACGCCCCGACAACAACAACACCAACGGCCGUCGCCGCCCAGCCGGCCGUAGGAGACAGGGCGCCUCGUCCGACGACGCGGACGGCGCCACGCCCGCGGAAAACGACGAGGACGAGACCGAAGACCUGUACAACGCCACCCCGCGCCGCUCGACGCGCACCACCCGCACGUCCGCCGCCGCCGCCGCCUCUUCCUCCUCCCAACCUUCCUUUGCCUCCUCCAUCCCGGCCUCUCAGCUCCGCAGCCAGUCCCAGCGCGACGACGGCGCCGACGCCGACGAAUCCCUCGCCUCGGGUACCGCCAACCUGACCGUCUCCGACGCCAAUGGCGGCGGCGACGAGGACGAGGACGAGGACGAAGAAGACCAGGACGAGCGGAUCAGCGAGGCCCGCCUCGAGGUGUUCCGCCGCGCGCUGGGCCAGCUCCUCAACACGAGCCUGUUCGAGGAGGACGACUCGGCGGGCGUCGACGAGCUCAUCGAGGCUGUCAACGCAAAGGUCGGCCGGCAGCAGCGGUUUACGCGAGAGGAGGCGGUCAAGGCGCUGAGGGAGAUGGAUGCCAGGAAUCAGAUCAUGUGAGUUGCCC
Messenger RNA from Thermothelomyces thermophilus ATCC 42464, 2833 nucleotides. RefSeq lists its product as uncharacterized. The transcript is spliced from 2 exons. NCBI's taxonomy places the organism in Eukaryota, Fungi, Ascomycota, Sordariomycetes, Sordariales, Chaetomiaceae. Gene Ontology annotation, molecular function: single-stranded DNA binding; ATP binding; single-stranded DNA helicase activity. Gene Ontology annotation, biological process: mitotic DNA replication initiation; DNA replication; double-strand break repair via break-induced replication. Gene Ontology annotation, cellular component: MCM complex; nucleus. The coding region runs from base 85 to 2826 and encodes 913 amino acids. The record is from RefSeq and is a predicted model, not a curated record.